This is a messenger RNA of Salarias fasciatus (jewelled blenny), 871 nucleotides long. It is a transcript of the gene tslig1, whose product is annotated as zinc finger and BTB domain containing 8 opposite strand. The coding region runs from base 101 to 589 and encodes 162 amino acids. Gene Ontology annotation, cellular component: tRNA-splicing ligase complex. Gene Ontology annotation, biological process: tRNA splicing, via endonucleolytic cleavage and ligation. The transcript has 7 exons. NCBI's taxonomy places the organism in Eukaryota, Metazoa, Chordata, Actinopteri, Blenniiformes, Blenniidae. The record is from RefSeq and is a predicted model, not a curated record.
UCCGGACUCGCCUCCUUCCAGCUCGUGUUGUAUCCUGGAACUUCAGCGACGUGCUACAAACAAACUACUGAGAAAAGCGUAAAAACAUCUUCCAUCCGCAAUGGAUGACCGACAGCUGGACCUCACUCCGGAACAAGAGGCCACCAAAGCAAAAUAUCCGCCCAUCAACAAGAAAUAUGAAUACUUGGAUCACACUGCAGAUGUACAAAUUCACUCAUGGGGGGACUCUUUGGAGGAGGCCUACGAGCAGUGUGCCAUGGGAAUGUUUGGCUACAUGACGGACACAGAGACCGUCAAGCCGCUUAAGACCCUCGAGGUGGAGUCAGAGGGUGAAGACUUGGAGUCGCUUCUCUUCCACUUUCUUGAUGACUGGUUGUACAACUUCAGUGCAGAGCAUUUCUUUAUUCCCAGGGAGGUCAAGGUUUUGAACAUCGACAGAGUGAAUUUCAAGAUCCGCUCCAUUGGGUGGGGUGAAAAAUUCUGUCUGUCAAAGCAUCCACAGGGAACUGAAGUGAAAGCCAUCACAUACUCUGCGAUGCAGAUUCACGACAAAGAAAAACCAGAAAUAUUUGCCAUUGUUGAUAUCUGAUGGUGCCAUCAGAGGCGGCUCUCACUCCUGGUUCAAUGGAACUGAAAAAUCCUUGUGGCCAUUUUAGGUGGCGUUUUUAUCCACGGCACUGAUUGUUGAUUUCUCUGGACUUCCAUGAAUUAUUUACGUACAGUUAUUAAGUAAGGAAAAAGCUUGGACUUUAUGUAUUUUUAGAAAGGAAUAGCAUCAUUGCGGUUUUACCUAUUUUUGCAAAUUAUUAUUUUUAUUUAUGACAAAUCUGAAAUUGUGUCGAUGCCUUAUAAAUAAUAUUGGAUACACAGA